Emiliania huxleyi CCMP1516 is the source of this 633-nucleotide messenger RNA. RefSeq lists its product as hypothetical. Bases 1 to 633 code for a protein of 210 amino acids. The record is from RefSeq and is a predicted model, not a curated record. Lineage: Eukaryota; Haptophyta; Isochrysidales; Noelaerhabdaceae. The transcript has a single exon.
AUGGUCGUCGUGGCGCUGGGCGGCUGCACGGCGGCCGGGAAGUCCACGUUGGUGCUCGAGCUGCAGCGAGCGGCGGCGGUGCGAGUAGUCAGCUGCGACGAUUUCUUCCUGCCGCGCGAGCGCUGCCCUCGCUUCGACCUGCAGGCGCUGCCGUGGCCGGGCGAGGAGGUUCCAGGCGCCUUUUUGCUGCGCGGCGACGCAGACUGGAACGUGCCGGCCGCGAUCGACUGGAGCGGCGUCGCGGACGCGGUCGUUUCGGCGAAGCAGGCGGCGCAGUCUGUGGUCGUGGACGGCAUGUUUGUUCUCGCCGACCACCCGGGCGCGAGGACAGUGCUGCAGAUGUGCGAUCAUGCGGCGGUGCUGUGGGCGGAUGAGCACGCGGCCACCGAGCUGUGCAGCAGAAAGUACACGCGGAAGCACCUCGGCAGGAGCUCGUACGAGGAGCGCGGCGUCAGCGCGGAGGAGUACCGCGUCUACUGGGAGAACUACGUGUGGCCCGCGUGGCUGCAGCACGGUGCCUCCUCACUUCCCGCGGACUGCCUGCGCAUCGGCUGCACGGAGGAGCCGGCGGCGCAGCUCGACCAGCUCCUCGGGACGGGCUGGUUUUCUCAUCUCACAGGUGACGCGAGAUGA